This is a messenger RNA of Salvia miltiorrhiza (redroot sage), 1914 nucleotides long. RefSeq names its product cytochrome P450 94C1-like. Bases 216 to 1682 code for a protein of 488 amino acids. Lineage: Eukaryota; Viridiplantae; Streptophyta; Magnoliopsida; Lamiales; Lamiaceae. The record is from RefSeq and is a predicted model, not a curated record. Gene Ontology annotation, molecular function: oxidoreductase activity, acting on paired donors, with incorporation or reduction of molecular oxygen; monooxygenase activity; heme binding. The transcript has a single exon.
AUAUUGAUCGAGCCUAGGCGAGUCAUAAAUUUUAUAGACUCAAUUAUUGCAUGUAAAUGGACCUCAUCUCAUUCCGUCAAAACGUUUAUUUCAUUUAUGUAUUUGUUAUAUCUUGGGUGAGUGCGUGUCAUGUGAAGUAUAUAUUGAAGAAGCCUACAUAAAGAUUACAUCUCCCCUCCCAUUGGCCUUAAUUCUCCACUACUCUUUAUCCAUCAAUGGAGCUCCUCCAAUAUUGUAACGCCUCGUGCUUGCUAUUUAUCUCAUCCCUCACUUCUUUUUUGCUCAUCUUUUUCACACUAGCUAUAGUGAUGAGAAAGAGGGUUUGGUGCAGCUGCGAAAUCUGCGAAACAUACAGUGAAUCGCGGUGGAGGAUCCAGUUCCAGAAUCUGUGCGAUUGGUACACGCAUCUCCUCAAGAACUCCCCUAAUCGGACGGUCCACAUCCACGUUCUCAACAACACCAUCACCGCUAAUCCCGACAACGUGGAGUACAUGCUCAAAACAAGGUUCGACAAUUUCCCCAAAGGGAAGCCCUUCUCCGCCAUCCUCGGCGACUUCCUCGGCCGCGGCAUCUUCAACGUCGAUGGAACCUUCUGGACCUUCCAGCGGAAGAUGGCCACCCUCGAGCUCGCCCGUGUCUCCACGCGCGCCUACUCCUUUCACGUCGUGAACCUCGAAAUCCAGCAGCGCCUCAUGCCUCUCAUGGCUUCUACCCAGAUCCUCGAUUUGCAGGACCUCUUUAGGAAGUUUUCUUUUGACUGCAUAUCGAGGUUUUGCUUCGGGUUGGACCCCACGCGCUUGGAGCUGUCGCUGCCGCUAUCCGACUUCGUCGCCUCCUUCGACCUAGCGUCGAAGCUCUCCGCGGAGAGGGCGCUGGCGACCUCUCCGGUGGUGUGGAAGGUGAAGAGGUUUUUGAACAUCGGCAGCGAGAGGAGGCUGCGGCGGGCGAUCGGGACGAUCCACGUGAUCGCGCGCGAUUUCAUCAGGGAGCGGCGGAAGCUGGGGUUCUCGGAGCGGCAGGAUCUGCUCUCGAGGUUCAUGAGCAGCGUCGGCGAUGACAAGUUCCUGAUCGACAUCGUCAUCAGCUUCCUGCUGGCUGGCCGCGACACGGUGGCCUCCGCCCUCACCAGCUUCUUCUGGCUGGUGGCGUGCCACCCGGACGUGGAGGCGGCGAUUCUGGCGGAGGCGGAGGAGGUGAUCCCGGCGGAGCUGAGGAGCUGCGAUCAGCUGCGGGAGCUCCAUUACCUGCAUGCAGCGGUGUAUGAGAGCAUGAGACUGUAUCCGCCGAUCCAAUUCGAUUCGAAAUUUUGUUUGGAAGACGAUGUGUUGCCGGAUGGGAGCUUUGUGAAGGGGGGAACUAGGGUUACUUUCCACCCCUACGCCAUGGGGAGAAUGGAGGAGAUUUGGGGAUCGGAUUGCUUGGAAUUCAAGCCGCAGAGGUGGAUGAGGGAUGGGCUUUUCGUCCAUGAAAAUCCUUUCAAAUGCCCUAUUUUUCAAGCUGGGAUUAGGGUCUGUUUGGGGAAGGAAUUGGCGCUUAUGGAGCUCAAGACUGUCGCCCUUUCGGUUUUGAGACGAUUCCGGGUCGAGUUAGACCAACCGGACCAGCCUCCCUGCUUCUCACCGGGGCUCACCGCCACUUUUAAGGACGGCCUACGGGCUCGGAUUCGAGCUCGACUAAUUUGAUAUACUUACUCACUUAUAUAAAUAUGAUUCAAAUUAAUGAUUAUUUGUAUAUAUUUAUAUAUACUUAAUAUUUCUGCCUAAGAUAUAUAUAUGGUACAUAUAUAUAAUUAAGCUUGAGUUGCGAGUUCCUAAAUGGCAUAAGCUCGUUGGGUUUUGUAUAUAUAUAUAUUCUGUACCGGUUCACUAAUAUAUAUAUGGUUGUGAUCAAUAUAUACAUAUGCAGUGAUUUAAA